Molecule: messenger RNA, 324 nt
Organism: Microthlaspi erraticum
Lineage: Eukaryota; Viridiplantae; Streptophyta; Magnoliopsida; Brassicales; Brassicaceae
Source: the annotation of a GenBank genome assembly
AUGGUCUCCGCAAAUGAUUAUCCUUUCACAUCCUUCCGUUGGAGGGUUCUUAACGCACUGCGGAUGGAACUCAACUCUAGAGGGGAUAACCUCUGGUCUACCGCUGCUUACAUGGCCGCUCUUUGCAGACCAAUUCUGCAACGAGAAAUUGGUCGUGCAGUGGAAGAAUUGAUGGGUGAUAGUGAUGAUGCUAAGGAGAGAAGAAGAAGAGCCAAAGAACUUGGAGAAUUAGCUCACAAGGCUGUGGAAGAAGGAGGCUCUUCUCAUUCCAACAUCACAUUGUUCUUGCAAGACAUAAUGCAACAAGAGAAACUCAAGAACUGA